Pimephales promelas (fathead minnow) is the source of this 1298-nucleotide messenger RNA. It is a transcript of the gene gtf2f2a, whose product is annotated as general transcription factor IIF, polypeptide 2a. Gene Ontology annotation, biological process: transcription initiation at RNA polymerase II promoter; transcription by RNA polymerase II. Lineage: Eukaryota; Metazoa; Chordata; Actinopteri; Cypriniformes; Leuciscidae. The record is from RefSeq and is a predicted model, not a curated record. Gene Ontology annotation, cellular component: transcription factor TFIIF complex.
CCACCGUACAACCAAAUCUGUUGGCGAUGUGCUAGCUAAAGUGCGUAUAGCCAGAGCGUGGAAGAGGUCCAUUAAAUCCACAUGAAAUAAUUAGAAUAUACAAUUUUUAACUAUUAACAAUCAUGUCAGACAAAGGAGAGGUAGAUCUGACUGGGGCAAAACAAAACACUGGUGUAUGGCUGGUCAAAGUCCCAAAGUAUUUAUCACAUCAAUGGGCCAAAGCAACAGGGAGAGGUGAAGUUGGAAAGCUCCGAAUUAGCAAGAAUCAAGGCAAAGCUGAGGUGUCAUUCACACUCAAUGAGGAGCUGACCACCAUAGACACCAUUGGGGAGAAGACUUCUAUGGUACGAGCCCCUAGAGAGCAUCCAUUCACUCUGCAGACCGUUGGUGGACAGACUCUGGCUGUUUUUACUGAAAACUCUUCAGGGCAGUCAGAUGCCGAGGCCAGCGGCUCAGGUACAGGUACAGGCCCAGAUAAAAUUGCACUGGAAGGAUUGGUGGUGCAGAGAGCUGAAUGCAGACCGGCCGUCAGUGAAAACUACAUGAGGCUGAAGAAACUGCAGAUGGAGGAGUUGUCUAAACCGCUCAGGUUCUCUCAACAGCUCGACAAAGCCGUUACCACCAACUACAAACCUGUGGCUAAUCACGCAUAUAAUCUGAAUUAUGAAAAGAGGAAGAAAGAAGAAGGGAAGAGGGCACGUGCAGAUAAACCUCAGGUGUUGGACAUGCUGUUCUCCGCCUUUGAAAAGCAUCAGUAUUAUAACAUUAAGGAUCUGGUGGACAUCACAAAACAGCCUGUGACUUAUUUGAAGGAGAUUCUUCGGGACAUUGGCAUAUACAAUGUCAAAGGCACCCACAAGAACACCUGGGAGCUCAAACCGGAGUACAGACACUACCAGAGCGAAGAGAAGAGUGACUGACAAUUUUCACCAGUGGACUCUUUGUGGUUCUGAAAACCUGAAAAACAAACAUCCCCAAUUUUUUUUAAGGAUAAUUUUUGUUCUUUUUAAAGGUCUAUCAUAAACCUGUGGCAUUUUACAAUGCUAAGCAGUUUUAUUAAGCUUGUUAGAUUGAGGAAUUCCCUUGGGACAACAGAAAUAUAACUAUUCAGUUGAAAAGAACUUCCGAUCCUCAUCACGUGUUGUGUAUAAAAAGUAGAUGUUGAUGUUUUUUAAGAAGACAUAUUGAUAGAUUAAUUGUAAACAGUUGUUUUAUUCAGAUUUAGUUUUCUGAUUGAACCACUUAUUUUAUAUAGUAUUUCACAUUCAUUUCUUGAAAUAAAGGUUUUUGUACAAAAA